CACAGGACAAAGGAGGACAACUGGGGAGGGCUGAGGCCCCCGGGUGUGUUCUGACCACACACAUUUAGGUCACACCAGGAUGUCGGACACGGAAGAGCAGGAGUACGAGGAGCAGCAGGAAGAAGAAGAAGCUGCUGAAGAGGAGGAGGAAGAAGAGGAACGCCCCAAACCCAGUCGUCCUGUGGUGCCCCCGCUGAUCCCCCCCAAGAUCCCAGAAGGGGAACGCGUUGACUUCGAUGACAUCCACCGGAAGCGCAUGGAAAAAGAUCUGCUCGAGCUGCAGACGCUCAUCGACGUGCAUUUUGAGCAGCGGAAGAAAGAGGAGGAGGAGCUCAUUGCGUUGAAAGAGCGCAUUGAGCGGCGCCGAGCCGAGCGGGCUGAGCAGCAGCGCUUCAGAACCGAGAAGGAACGCGAGCGGCAGGCCAAACUGGCGGAGGAAAAGAUGCGGAAGGAAGAGGAGGAGGCCAAGAAGCGGGCGGAGGAUGAUGCAAAAAAGAAGAAGGUUCUGUCCAACAUGGGGGCCCAUUUUGGGGGUUACCUGGUCAAGGCGGAACAAAAGCGGGGUAAGCGCCAGACAGGGCGGGAGAUGAAACAGCGGAUCCUGUCUGAGAGGAAGAAGCCCCUGGAGAUAGACUACAUGGGCGAGGACCAGCUCCGGGACAAGGCCCAGGAGCUGUCCGACUGGAUCCACCAGCUGGAGUCGGAGAAGUUCGAUCUGAUGGAGAAGAUGAAGCAGCAGAAAUACGAGAUCAACGUGCUGUAUAAUCGCAUCAGCCACGCGCAGAAGUUCCGGAAGGGGGCCGGGAAGGGCCGCCUGGGAGGCCGCUGGAAGUGA
This is a messenger RNA of Elephantulus edwardii (Cape elephant shrew), 835 nucleotides long. RefSeq names its product troponin T type 1 (skeletal, slow) (gene TNNT1). The record is from RefSeq and is a predicted model, not a curated record. Gene Ontology annotation, cellular component: troponin complex. Gene Ontology annotation, biological process: sarcomere organization; slow-twitch skeletal muscle fiber contraction; regulation of muscle contraction. Lineage: Eukaryota; Metazoa; Chordata; Mammalia; Macroscelidea; Macroscelididae. The transcript is spliced from 13 exons. Gene Ontology annotation, molecular function: troponin T binding; tropomyosin binding. Bases 80 to 835 code for a protein of 251 amino acids.